AUGACAUCUAAGGGCAAAGAAAUUCAAGAAUCUAACACAUCUCAACCUGAUGAAUCUGGAAUAUCCGAAAUCAGAACUGGAGAUACCAAUGAGAAAAACAGCCAUUUCAAAGGAAAUAUCAACAAAAAGAGAAUGCUUUCCCCUGUGACAACAACACCUUAUCCUUCUAACAUGGUUAAACCUAUUGCAUUUUACGCCUAUAUGUCGAAGAACACACCAAUAAUAACUAUUCAGCAUCCCUUGUCGUUCGAUGUCGUGAAAACCAAUCUUGGAAAUGGGUACCAUUCUACAACAGGGGUAUUCAUGGUGCCGGAAAGCGGGGUUUAUGUAUUUACUUGGACAAUCAGAGUUCGUUAUAGUAGUUAUCACUCAACACAACUGAUGGUUAAUACUGAUGAACUGGGAGUAGUUUACCUAAGUGUCGCCUCUGGUUCAGACGUUGGAGUUACAGGGAUUGUUGUGGCGCAUGUCAAUAAGGGAGAUGACAUCUACGUCAGGACACAUGCUUCGUGGAAUAAUGGAAAUAUUAUUAGUGACAAUGCAGGAAGAUCGUCAUUUGCAGGAUGGAAACUAUUUUAA
Messenger RNA from Saccostrea echinata, 579 nucleotides. Its product is annotated as complement C1q-like protein 2. The transcript has 2 exons. Gene Ontology annotation, molecular function: protein binding. Lineage: Eukaryota; Metazoa; Mollusca; Bivalvia; Ostreida; Ostreidae. Bases 1 to 579 code for a protein of 192 amino acids. The record is from RefSeq and is a predicted model, not a curated record.